Messenger RNA from Cydia pomonella (codling moth), 933 nucleotides. RefSeq lists its product as uncharacterized. Lineage: Eukaryota; Metazoa; Arthropoda; Insecta; Lepidoptera; Tortricidae. The transcript has a single exon. The coding region runs from base 1 to 933 and encodes 310 amino acids. The record is from RefSeq and is a predicted model, not a curated record.
AUGUCAGACGGUGAAGGCGAGGCGCCCGGCGUCAGGGAGCGCGGCCAGCGCCCCCCGCCGGCGGACGCGUCGUCUGCAGCGAGAGAGGAACGGACCAACAGGCAGUUGGACCUGGCAGCUGUCACGGUGGCAUCAAGGUUGCCAGAGUUCUGGGCGGACCAGCCCAGGCAUUGGUUCCUGCAGGUGGAGGCCAUCCUAAAUCCACAGCACCUCAAGGACCAGGCGAGGUAUGACCUAGUGCUGGGGAAGCUGACGAAGAGUGCGAUAGGGCAGAUCACAGACCUUCUGCUUCAGCCGCCAGCAACAGGGAAGUACGUUGCCCUUAAGGAAAAGCUCUUGGAGAUUUAUGAGGACUGUGCAAAAGCUCAGCUGCAGAAGCUCCUCAGCGAUAUGGAGCUGGGCGACCAAAAACCAUCACACCUGUUGAGGAAGAUGAGGGAUCUAGCGAGAGGCAACGUCCCUGACCAGACGCUGUGUAUUCUGUGGCAGAAUCACCUACCUCAAGCGGCUAGAGCAGCAGUUGCAGUCGCCGACACGCAGAAUUUGGACAGUCUGGCCGCCAUCGCAGACAAGGUGCUAGAGGCGGUGAGGCCGACUUCCCACGUGGCCGAGGUAAAAACAUCGUCCUCGCGAGGAGGAGCAACGCCCAUCCCGGACAUGACAGCGGUGUUAGCUGCUUUGGAGAAACUCGACGCUAGGAUGUGCAGUCUGGAGGGGCAAUCAAAGCGGUCGGAUCGGUGCCGUUGUCAAACGCGAGGAAGAUCCGCAUCACGAGGGAACAUGCGUCGCCGUUCAGCAUCGCGCGGAAGGAGCACCACCAGAAGAACGCCUGAAAGCCCUGACUGGCUAUGUUCUUACCACUACAGGUAUAGAGAGAAGGCGCAACGAUGCGUACCACCUUGCGCUUGGAGAACAGAGCCGUCGGGAAACUAA